UAAUACCUAAGCGUUUGCUGCAGCGUUUUGCAGAAACGCAGUACAGUCCAAUUAACAUGAUUUCCUAUGGGACAUGUUCAUAUCUGCGCAUUUUCACCCGUUCAUUUUUUGGAAAGGGUCAGGGACUUUUUUGAAUGCAAAAAGUUGUGUUUUUGGUUCUACAGACUUUAAUAAAAACGCUGCAGAAAAGCAUGUAUUGCGUUUUUUGCUGCAUUUUGCAUUUUAAAUCUGCCUAGCAAUAAGAAUUUUUUUUUAUAAAAAUAAAAAAAAAAAAACCCGCAAAACGCAAUGUAGAAACGGCUCAAAUGCAACCUGCAACCUGCAUAGGUGUGAACCUAGC
Molecule: messenger RNA, 340 nt
Organism: Staurois parvus
Lineage: Eukaryota; Metazoa; Chordata; Amphibia; Anura; Ranidae
Source: the annotation of a GenBank genome assembly